AUGAUCAAAACAAUAUUAGCAAAAAACAAAAUAGGUUUUUCAGUGGUUUCAAAUUCCAUUUCUAAAAACAAUUCAUUGAUAUCACCAAAAAACACCAGAAAUGAAAAAUCAAACGAUAGAUUUUAUAUUUCCACCACAAAUAGUUGCUCCUCAAGUACUAAGCUUUUAAAAAAUUCAAACAUUUAUAAGGCUAAUAUCCAACAAAAAAGAAAUUUUUAUACCGCCCCCCAGUUUCAAAAUAAAAAGUAUGAUAUUAUUCAAUCAAUUCCAAAUCCACAAAAUUUAAAAGAUAUAUAUAGAAUAUUAAAUGAUAUCUCAAUGUCCUCAUAUUUCAAAACAGCUAAUAUUCGAAUUUCAUUCUUUAAUCAAGAAAGAGAUAAAUGUGAUAUUAAAGGUGUAAAAUUAUAUGGUAGCUCAGAGAGUGUUGGAUGGAUAGUAAUAGUGGGUAGCUAUGAUUCAUCUCAAUGGAACAAUGUUGCUCUUUCUCUUUAUCUUUCAUCUCUUUUUGCCGAGAAGCCAUUAAAAAACUUUGAUGUAAUUAUUUUUCCUGUAGAAAACCCAACACCUAUUUCAGCUGAUAGUACUGCCAAUAGAAAUGCUUUGUUGAUGUCAAAUACUUUAAAUCAAAUCCAACAAAGUGGCACUGGAUCAUCUUAUUCACCAACAUUUUUUGGGGACAUAGCUCCUCAGCAAUUUAUUAAUAUGGAUUAUAGCUCAUCAAAUGAUUAUUAUCCAAAAACUAAAGGUAAUCAUGCAUUAAAUGAAUGGUUAAAAAAAUCAAGAAAAGAUUUUAAUUUUUUAAAUAUAAAUAGAAAUAACUCAAUAGAGGUAAACCAUAACAAGUCAAUGGGAUUCUUUGAUUCAGGAAUAAACCAAUUUGAUUUCAACAAUAGAAGCUUAGUACUCGAUGAAUCAAAUGAGGAUUGUAGCAAUCAAUCAGACUUACCAAACUUUAUGUUAGAAAUCAAAAAUUUCAAUAUUUCCCCAAAUUUAAGUGCUGAAGAGUUGUAUGCUUUGGGUUCAAAUUUGGCAUCACAAAUAAUGGAUAUAGAUAAUAUGUACAUACCAAAAAAGAUCUCUCCAAUGGGAUUUUAAAAAUUAUAAAAAAUAAAUAAAAUAAAGUUGUCUUUU
Molecule: messenger RNA, 1131 nt
Organism: Dictyostelium purpureum
Lineage: Eukaryota; Evosea; Eumycetozoa; Dictyosteliales; Dictyosteliaceae
Exons: 2
Coding region: 1-1095 (364 amino acids)
Source: RefSeq, a predicted model, not a curated record